CAUCUUAGCGGUUGCAAUUUGCACGAUCUCUGUAGCGUCGAUGAAUGUUGGGUAAACCGAAAUUUCUGCUACCGUGACUGUCUUAUCCACGAAUUUUGCUCUUGUUCUUAAACGGUUCCUAUUCCAAUCUUUCUCGAUGUUCUUCCGAGCGUUUCUCUUGUGCGUGUCACGAGACCGAGGUUAGAUCGUCUAACUCCGAAUAGAAGAGAACAUUCGUAUCGCGAACGUGGCGGUAUAAGAGCCGUAUCGGUACAAAUUCCACCGUCGAUUUGAUCGGAGUUUCCUAUUCGAUUCCACGGCUGACUCACCGCCGCUUUUUACUGCUACGUAUCAAACCUUCUCCCGUCUACCCUCGAUUUACGCGAUAUUCUUCUUAUUAUUAUUAUCGUUAUAUUUUUUGCUAUUUUUAUUAUUUACGAGGUAAACGAGCGACAGAAUAACGGAAGAAGGAAGAAAUUGAGAAAAAGCGUUGUUAAUGACCACCGUCGAAUGCGAAUAAUUUUUUCAAGUAUUUAUCACUGAUGCACCGAUAAAGAAACGUGAUUUCUCGCUAGUUAUUGUGCGUUUCUUCUUGCUCAAAAUCUUAAAACGCUAUCAAAAUACGAAAAUAAAGCUCUGUGCGCGUAUACGACUGGUAUUCCUGCACGAAAUGACACAAAUGCGCGACACGAUUCACGGAAAGUCGAAAAGAAGUUUGCUGACGCUAUCCAACACCGUACGACGCGUUACGCGUUACUCGCGAGAACCAAUCGUCGCUCGUACUUUCCCCACUCUUCUUUCGAGUUUCGACGACAACAGCGCCGCUACGCUGCGUGUUAUCGCUGCUAGCUAACAUUCUUCUCGUUGCACCUUUCUGCGCUAUACCUAUAUACCUAUAUACCUAUAUACCUAUAUACUGUCUAUGUAUUUGUUCGGCCAUCGAGCGUGUUUAUGCGCAUACUAAUGUAUGGCUGCUAACGAAAACGCAAACGCAAAAUCAGCGUUACGAAUUCCGCGAAUUCGUUGAAGAGUAUAAGGUAGAAGUCGAAUUUGAAUGAACAGAGUACAACGAAGCCUUGUUUCUUCUGGACAUCUUGCUUUGGACAGAAAUCGAAUCUUGUUGUUCCAACCGUUUCACCCAAAAAAGCAAUAUUUUUCAAUAUUUUUUUAAAUAUUUCUCGUAUAAUUCUAGAAAAUAUUAUAGAGACCGAUUUUGAAGUUGUGCUUUAAAAACUUACCGAUACCCUGUAAAAUUAUACAAACAGUAUAGUGACGGAAAAAAGAAAUUAUACAUAUAGCUUGCAAAUGUCCCUUUUUGUAAAAACCAAAUACAUAAUAAGAAAAAUAAGGAUCGUAAAAGUUUCGCGACUUGGCCGCACGAGGCCCCUAAAGUCGAUUCGGGGCUGAUCCGUCGCUCCAUUUUCACUUUUUCGAUAGUCGAAUAAUUUAGUUCAGCUCUAUGGAGAAGUCAGCAAGUACGUACACGCGACAUAGAAAUUUUUUUCGAAACUGAUAGCACGCUCGAAGGGAAUAGGUAAGAUUCGAUCGAAAGUAAAUAAAUUCGAGCUAUCCGUCGGAUAUAUUGUUGGGAAAUAAAGCACGAAUUUAAAUCGGCGAUUGUUUUACUUGGAAGAUCGAGAACGCGUAAGUGCAGCCAACGAUAAAAUCGUCGUGUCGAUUCGAGGAACUAAGGGAAAAUAUGGAUAGGCAGCGCUAAGUACACUCGUUACGAUGACGCAUCGGCGGAUGGAAUAUUUCUAAUCGAUUAAUCGGUCUAUUAUCAAUGAUUAGACGUUUUCAAAAUCGCAUAUCGCGAUAUGCGCUCUCCUUCUUAAGGCUAUUCAACUAUGACCAUGAAAAAUGAACGCGCACUCGCUAUCUUGAGUAGCAACUUGACGAGGUCGUAUCAAAGACGAUUCACGAUAACGAGUCGUUAUUAAUUAUUCGCGCUAUGCAGAAGUAAACAACGACGCGUUACGAAAUACGACCUUGCCACCUAACGAGUACAGCAUAGUUGGUAUGGAAUUUUAACUUCGUAAUCGUUUCGGAUAAAGGAAUUCUUCCGUUGAGAUAUCGCGAUCAUUGCUUUGCAAAAGAUAUUCUUUCCUUGCCUCGAUCCUCCUCCCUCUGUCUCUGGUAAUUGCAGGCAAAAAUUACAUCCGAUUCGAACAACGUAAUUGUUCGCCGUGAGCUUAAAGGGAAUAGAAUUUUCGCUUUAAUAUGUUUUUAAUUGAAAAGUUUUGUCCGCGAAAUUAAAGUACGCGGUAUUGCGCGAUCGAGUUAGGCGUAACCAUUUCUCGAUUCGUAUUCGACCGAUCGUUUUGUAGCGUUGGUCGAUUGGUCGAAUCGACGAGGGAAAAGCGAAUUAGCGAACGUCGCGUCGGCAGGCAAUGCACGCGGCAGACCGCCGGAUAUCGAGCAAGUAGAAGCCAUCGUGACUUUCAGCGGCUUUCCGUAAAGUCGUUUUAAUACUCCACUGUAUAUCGUGUCGUUGUUGCUUUCCGUCUCAGCAUGCGGCUUACUCCUUACAUCGCGAUAAUGGCUCUUCGUUUACUCGGGUAAGAUUAGUCGAGUUAGUAUUUGACUUUACGGAAAACGAUUACGGUACAGACAAGACGAUUCGUUUAAUUAUUCGUUCAGACGUGCUCAAUUUUCGAACGUCGUAUAGACAUGUACAUAUACUUAUUUUACAUAGAUCCCGAUUCUCGGAAAAACUCGAACUUCUUCUUCGAGAUAAAUUAUCGACAAAGUAUGACUACCGAGAAAUAUACAGAUGUAUCUAGAAUCUAGACAGAUGUAAUAUGCACAGAGAGAGAAAGAGAGAGAGAGAGAGCGCGCGGGAGAGCGAUAGAGAGAGGGGGUGGAGGCGAAGGACGGUAAUACUAAUUACUGCGUCUCUUAUCGGACUACGUAUAUCUAUACGUACUUGAAAAGAAUUUGAAAAUACAUAAAUACUUGCACGCGCUGAAUUUUAAGUGCCUGCUUUUAAUCUCCUUUCCUGUUAGAUCUUGACCACGAUAUGAUUAGUCGCGCACGACAUUAUUAUGGUCAGUAUCGCAACGAAGGUGAAAGAAACAAUUUGUUCGCGUGUUGAUUUGUAAUAACGGACUAUCCGGCACGUAGAUCCAUCAUGGAAGCGAAUGGUGAGGGAUCGAUAACUGUCUCGAACUGGGGAUCAAUCGACGGUCGAAGCGUAGAAAAGUACACUUUAAAGAAUAAAUUGUGUCAAGAAGUGGAUAUUGUGACGUACGGUGCGACGAUAACAUCCAUUAGAACACCGGACAAACACGGUAACGUGACGGAUGUUGUUCUGGGUUACGAUAACGUAGAAGGGUACGCGUCAAAAAGUAAUCCGUACUUUGGCGCGACCAUUGGAAGAGUCGCGAAUCGCGUAGGAGGCGCAGAAUUUCUUCUAAACGGGGAAAAAUAUCGUUUGGGUAAGAACGCGGGACGAAAUAGCCUUCACGGCGGUUUCAAGGGUUGGAGUUCGAAAAUUUGGAACGCUACGAUCGAAGAGGAUCGAUUGGUGCUCUCGUUGCUGAGCGAAGACGGCGACGAAGGAUAUCCCGGAGCCGCGAUUGCUACGGUCACCUUUCGACUAACAUCCGACGGAGAAUUGCGCAUCGAAAUGAAAGUUUUCGUUAGCAAACCUACUCCCGUCAAUUUGACUAAUCACAGUUAUUUCAACUUGGCUGGCCAUAACGCUAACUCGACCGAACUGUACGAGCAUCGAUUUACGUUGAACGCGGAUCGUUGGACCGUUACGGAUUCAGAGAGCAUCCCUACCGGUGAAAUUCGACCGGUCGACGGAACCCUCAUGGAACUUCGAAAUACGACGAGGCUCGGUGACGUGAUCGAUCGAUUACCGAACGGAGGUUACGAUCAUAACUUUUGCGUAACGUCCAGCGCUACUGCCGAUCACGAAAAUUUCGUAGCCAAGGUUUUACAUCCGACUUCUGGAAGAUGCUUGGAGGUGUUUUCGAAUCAGCCGGGAGUACAAUUUUACACGGCUAAUUUUCUACCUGCACCCGGUAACGCGGGUAUUCGAGGAAAAAAUGCUAGUGCCUACUUCAAACACGGAGCAUUUUGUCUAGAAACGCAAAAUUAUCCAGAUGCUGUUAACCACGAAAACUUUCCCAACAGUAUACUCGCACCUGGCCAGCUUUAUCACCAUACGGUCACCUAUAAAUUUCGAGUGGUCGCUUAAAUCGCUCGAACAAGCGUGCCUCUUCUUCGAAAUCUUCGAUCGUUCGAUCCAAGUCGAACGAGAUAUAAUUACUAGUCUCUAACUGUCUUUAAGAUCGAUCUUAAUAUGUAUAUUUACAAUACAGUUUGCAUUUAACAUUUUAA
Messenger RNA from Megachile rotundata (alfalfa leafcutting bee), 4329 nucleotides. RefSeq names its product galactose mutarotase. Lineage: Eukaryota; Metazoa; Arthropoda; Insecta; Hymenoptera; Megachilidae. Gene Ontology annotation, biological process: glucose metabolic process; beta-D-galactose catabolic process via UDP-galactose, Leloir pathway. Gene Ontology annotation, molecular function: aldose 1-epimerase activity; carbohydrate binding. The record is from RefSeq and is a predicted model, not a curated record.